Molecule: messenger RNA, 3108 nt
Organism: Cyprinodon variegatus (sheepshead minnow)
Lineage: Eukaryota; Metazoa; Chordata; Actinopteri; Cyprinodontiformes; Cyprinodontidae
Product: up-regulator of cell proliferation-like
Exons: 5
Coding region: 1-3108 (1035 amino acids)
Molecular function (GO): protein binding; GTP binding
Source: RefSeq, a predicted model, not a curated record
AUGCAUAUUUGCAGCAGUUGUGUGGAGGGAUACCACAAGAAACAUGACAUACUUUCACCAAGGACCAUGCGUCAGGUGGAUGUUGGUGAGGACUCUGGGCAGCAUGACUCAGCAGUGCCCCCUCCUGGUAACAUCAAGUUCCUGAAAGUUGGAACAAACUCUGUGGUGUUGACUUGGGGAUUCCCAAAGGAGCUGAAAGGAACUGAGAAGUUCAGAGUUAAAUGGAGCUCAUUAACAGAAGCAGUAGGUUCCUUAGUCAUCAAAGAUUUGAAUACAGUGGAAAUAAAUGAUCUUCAACUUGGAGAGCGGUAUUUCUUCAGUGUGGCCACAGAGGAUGAGGAUGGCAAUUUAAGCAGAUGGGUAAAAGAAAGUGUUCUGACAGCUGUGCCACCUCCCCGACAUCUGUUUAAAGAUCAUUCAGAGUCCACAACCCUGUCUUUAACUUGGACCAAAGGAGAAAACAUGGAGGGAAUCCCACAUCAAUUCCUGAUUACUGUCAAAAGUCCAGCUAAAAAACCUUUUGUCAUUUGCACAAAAAGCUGCCAAAAGACUUUAUCUGACUUAGAACCAGACACGGAGUACAGCAUAUCAGUCUGCACACUGCUGAAUGACAAGACCAGUGAUCCAGUUUCUAUCACUGUACACACAGAGCUGUGCCUCAGAGAGGUUUUGUCAAUAAUGGGACUUGAAGAGCAUUAUGACAUCAAACUUAAAAUAUGCAACAUCCUGAAAAUUACUCGGAGUGACACAGAGAUCGAUAUGGAAACAGCAGAAUCCCUUCAUGAGGCCUUUCUCAAGAGGCUUUUUAUGGGGAACACAAAUGCAAGAAGUGUGAAAUAUAUGUUCAGUGAUUCGGAUGUGGACAAGAAAAAUGUCAUAAAUCCGCUAGAUUUGAUAACUGCACUGUUUCUGUGUUCCGACAAAUUCCUACAGCAGAAGAUUAUUGAGAAAAUGGUUCUUUGUCAGUUUGCUGUCCCACUCCUGCUGCCUGACAGUGAAACAAGAGAACUGACAAUGAUGCUGUGGUCUAUGCGUGAAGUUGUCCGAACCUUCAAACCAUUGAUGCAAGCAUUCCGAGGGUCAAGCACUGAAGAAAGACUUGUGCAGUCUGAAAUUGCUCUUAUAUCAUUUGUCAGAUUGGGGAAGCAUUUCCUUUCUAAGUCACAGAUGCUAAACCAAGUGCUAAGUAACACGGAGCAGUACCAUGACAUAUUUUAUCAUUCUGGUUUGGAGUGUGGAGAUGUGCCAAGAAGAAUAUCAGAGGGGCUUGUUGAUUUCUCCUGGUACCUUCCUUGUGGCAUCCGUUCUGUUGAUAAAUUCAAUGAACCAAUAGCUGUUGCCAACCUGAGAGGUGAUAUCAGGACCUUUGUUAAGCAGUUCACUUUCCUUUGUCAGUCAUCUGCAGUUGUUUACAUCUUCUGUGAUGAAGCAGAGGUUGAGUACCUCAAAACUGUGCAAGUAAAAGAUGUCAGAGCAAAAAUUAUUUUGAUUAGCAGCAAAAAGGGGAAAUCCUUUAGAUUAAAAUAUAUGACCAUCAAGCCAAGCAUAAAAACAAAAAAUAUAAGUGAAACAAAAAGAACUGAAAAAGAGUUAGCAAGAGCCCUUCAGGAAUCAGUUUCUAGAAUACUCGAGAAUAAAACAAAAAAAGUCUCCCUGGAAAAUCUGGCUGAAAGAGCUCGGAGUUGUGAGAUCCUUGUGGAUGAAGACACAGAUGAAUGCAAAACUGGGCUGAGGAAUUCCAGACUCAUCACUUCAUGUAUUGAUAAAAUACCUGAGUUCAAAGAACAAGAACUGCCAUGUCAGGGAAUCAUCUGGAAAGCAAUAUCAGGGGUGCAAAUGGAGCACUGUAGAUUACACAAAGUUGGCAAACUGAAAACUGAGGAUUACCGUAAGUCUUUGGAAGCAAAAGAAAAAGAGUUCAAAAAGAAGCAACACAGGUUUGAGAUGACACCUAUGAUAUCAAACUUUGUUAAAGGUAUCAGUGCCUCUGAAGCUCACUGUUCUUUUUUCCUCAAAUGGAUGGAAAUGACACUGGAGGAUUUUUCUCGACAGCAGCUGUCAGCUCUGCUGGAUCAAUACAAGAGACUAAAACAUGAGUCUCCAAAAGAAAAAGAUAUAAUAGCAGAUGUGGAGCAGCAAAUUUCUAUUUGCUCUUUAGGAAUGCAACAUUUUUUUCGAGAAUGUGGGCAGAGGUAUACAUGUGCAAAUGGUGUACCAGAAUUUAGCAAUCUAAGGAAGAGGUUGGAACAGCUGCCCUAUUAUUUUGCUCAGUUGAUGCUAGAUAGUUUCCCUUUUGAGCUUGUUGAUGGGGAUGCAGGAAACAUUCCAAUGAAGUGGAUGAGAGCUGUCCUUGCUGAACUUCACCACCUUAUACAGUCAAACAGCAGGGUCAAAGUUAUUUCAGUCAUUGGUGAAGAAAAUUCAGGAAAAUCAACUCUGCUCAAUGCCAUGUUUGGGACCAGGUUUUCCAUCAACAGAGGAAUGUGCACUAGGGGGGCAUUUAUGCAGCUGAUCACCGUCAGCAAACGUGUAAAGAGGGAGAUAGGCUGUGACUGCAUUAUGAUAAUCGACACUGAGGGACUGAAGGCACAUCAGAUGAUUCAGGACGACCAUAGCCACGAACGUGACAAAGAAGUUGCGAGUCUUGCUGUGGCAUUAAGCGACAUUACAGUAGUGACUUUUUCCAAGGAAAGCUCCACAGACAAGGACUUCUUAAGGAUGGUAGUUAAUGUUCUGGCAAGGGUAAAAGUUGCAGACAAGAAAACAUUGUGCCACUUUGUUCAGGUUGACAUUAAUGAAGUCUCUGUUUCUGAGGGAAAGAAGAGAGAUAAGGAGUUGUUAGAUCGGCUCAAUGUACUGAUCCAGAGGGAUGCUGAGAUAAACGCAAGAAAGCUUGCUGAUCUGGUAGAGUUUGAUCCAUACACCUGGAGCUGGUACCUUCCUUCAGCUUGGAAAGGGACACCUCCAAUGGCGGCUUACAGCACUGACUACAGUGAGACUGCACAGGCUUUGAAAAGUCAACUGCUAAAAGACCUAAAAAAGUGCCCCGAGAGGGAUGAUCUGAUGGAUUUUGCAAAGAGGAUAGAACACAUCUGGAAAUCUCUAUAA